Molecule: messenger RNA, 588 nt
Organism: Suillus subalutaceus
Lineage: Eukaryota; Fungi; Basidiomycota; Agaricomycetes; Boletales; Suillaceae
Exons: 5
Coding region: 1-588 (195 amino acids)
Source: RefSeq, a predicted model, not a curated record
AUGACAUUUGUGGGAAGUUACUCUGCCCAGUGGAGUGGGACUGGGACAAUGACCGAAUAUAUCGUGUCCAAAAAUUCUUGGCCACGGUUCUUGUAUGAGAACUACUCGACCAACCCUAGCAACCUCGAGCAUGGCCUUUUCAAAUCCAAGAUCCUAGUUCAGGCUUUCAAAGCCACAUUCACGUCCCCAUCUUCCGCAAGAGAAGCUGAUGGUGAUGGCGAUGGAGCUGACAUCCUCGAAAACAACAGGCACGCCCGGCAGGCAUUAAGUCAGGUCAAGGUUAAAAUGUAUCUGAUAUAUAAACUUUGGCAGGUUUGCUUCGCCCUAUCCGGCGUCACAUCCUGGCGCACCAUGGACGGUGAUUUCGACUACAAGAUGUUUUGGAAUGCCAUUGUCGACUUUUUCGAAAACGUCCCUGGCCCUGUCGCACAACAUAGAGUAACCCAACUUCUGGAGUGGUGGACCAGGAAGAUUUUCGGAAGAAACCAUCAUGAGGACCUGACACCAGAUGUAGUGUCUCAGAUGUCUGUCACCGCAUUAGCAGACCAGAGAAGGGCGCUGGAGGACGCUGAUUAUGAGUCGCAAUAA